AUCUCCUGUCCGUGACGUCGACAAAGAGCACGAGCACGACGAGCACGACGACGAGCAAGCCGGAGUUUAGUAGUAUAUGGUCGACUACGCGCCCUCGCAUUAUCCCACCAAGCUCGCUGCGGAGGUCGAACCGGGGGCGAUCACACCCUCGCACGGCGGCAUAGUCGGUGGCCACGAGUUUGACCUUCCCAUCCAACAACCCUCCGUCGCAAACCGCGACGUCCUCCAACACUCCCCCGUCGCCGUCUCCCGCCAGCCCUCCCUCGCUCGUCAUCACCAGCAACAGCAGCAAGCGCUCCUCCAGCACCAUCAGCAACAGCAGCAGCAGCAGCAGCAACUGUACCGCCCCGAGCAGACGCCGCCGGUCAGCCCGCACCCGCUUCCGGUUCCUACCCCGCGCUCCUCGACCUCGCAGCGUCCACGACCGGCCUCGAUGCCCCCUCAGGCGUUCAACAACAGCUCGACAGGCGCAUCUUCGGAUCGCGAUCGUUCAAGCAGGAACCAUGUACAAGACGAGCGCGCUCAGAACGGCGGCAGCUCCAGGCAUCGCCCCGAUGGCUCCUCAAAGCCCCGCACGACGAAUCGCAUCCUUGGCGACUAUACCCUCACCAAGACGCUCGGUGCUGGGUCUAUGGGCAAGGUCAAGCUAGCCCACCAUAAUAUCACUGGCGAGAAGCUCGCCGUCAAGAUCCUACCACGCGUCAACCCCGCCGCCCCGAAUCCCAAUGCCCCCAACGCAGAGGCUGCGGCCAAGCAGGCCUCUAAAGAUGCUUCCAAGGAGACUCGAACGAUUCGGGAGGCCGCUCUUUCCCAACUGCUUUACCACCCUUACAUAUGCGGCAUGCGUGAGAUGAUCAUCCACCAGCACCACUACUACAUGGUGUCCGAGUAUGUGAGCGGUGGACAGAUGCUCGACUAUAUCAUCUCCCAUGGACGGCUGCGCGAACGGGUCGCUCGAAAAUUCGCGAGACAGAUAGGGAGUGCGCUUGAGUAUUGUCAUAGGAAUAAUGUCGUGCAUAGGGACCUCAAAAUCGAGAACAUCCUCAUCUCCCAGUCCGGCAACAUCAAAAUCAUCGACUUUGGUCUCUCCAACCUCUUCGACCCCAUCGCGCACCUCUCCACCUUCUGCGGCUCGCUCUACUUCGCCGCGCCCGAGCUCCUGAACGCGAAGGUGUACACGGGCCCGGAGGUCGAUGUGUGGAGUUUCGGCGUCGUGCUUUAUGUGUUGGUUUGUGGGAAGGUGCCGUUUGACGAUCAGAGCAUGCCGGCUCUGCAUGCGAAGAUCAAGAGAGGCCUGGUGGAGUAUCCGGUUUGGUUAAGUGCCGAGUGCAAACAUAUCCUCUCCCGAAUGCUCGUCACGAACCCGUCCGCCCGCGCCCAACUGACCGAAGUCCUCAAUCACCCCUGGAUGACCCGCGGCUUCAACGGGCCCCCCGAGGCGCACCUCCUCCGACGCGAACCCCUCCGCUCCGACGAGCUCGACCGACAGGUCAUCCGCGGCAUGGCAGGGUUCGAGUUCGGGACGGAAGAAGAGAUCGAACAUAAGUUGACGGAGAUAUUGGACUCGGAGGCCUAUAUACGCGCGGUGCAGUACUGGGAGCGGAAGAAGAACGGGAGGCAUUGGGGGGAGUCGCUCAGUAACUCCAGUCUGGCGAUCUCGUCGUAUGAUGGGGGAGGGAUCAGCGGUGGAUUGGGCGGAGCGGGGACGAAUGGGACGAGUCACCCGGAUCAUAGUGGGAGUAGGAUGAUGGUGGACGCCCCGCUCACGCCUUCGUCGCCGUCCGCGUCCGCGACGCAGAAGAAGAAGAAUAGGUUCUCCGGGUUCGAUUUUUAUCGCCGGAAACUGUUCUCGCCGUCUUCGUCGCCACCUUCCUCGCCGUUCGCGCAGAGCCCACACGCGAGCGCGAGUCACCUCUCCCACUCUUCGCUCUCGGAUAUGAGGGAACCGCCGGAUCCGACGAGGGGAUAUCAUCCGCUCGUGUCGAUGUAUUACCUCGCCAGGGAGAAGCUCGAGCGCGAUAGAGUGUACGGACCAGGACACUUCGCGUCCUCCCAGCUCUCUCUCAACCCCACCGUCCUCCCCACCACCAACGACGACUCUGCCACCGCCGUUGCCUCUUCCACCACCUCGCCCACACCCACUGUUACCGGAAAACCAAGCAUCCAGCUCACCGCGCCCUCCCCCGCGAAACAGACGGGUAAACCGGACUAUAGUAUGGCCCUCCCUAGACUUCCAGCGCCAGAAACGUCGCAUUAUUCGGGCAUGUCGUAUGAUCAGCCUUCGACGCUCGCGUCGCCGUCGCCCACCGCGAAUUCGUUCCAGCACGCGAACGCUCCACAGCCGAGGGCGCGCGAUGCGGGGUUGCCCGUUCCGGCAGGGAAUGGUGCGGGUGCGGGUGCGGGUGCGGGUGGGAUGGGCGCGCCGGGAGGAGGGCAGGGGCAGAAUGUGCCGAAGACGGCGAUGCCGAGGGCGCCGCCUGCGAGUACGCAUAGGAGGAGUCAUAGUCUGUCCCAGAGACCGACGGUGCCUACUAUCGCCAGGGGAUGGACGGGUAUGUUUGGUGGGGGUGGACAUGGUGGGCAACCAGCGGUGGCGAACGAGCAUGGGAAGUUGAUGAUGGACGGACAGGAGGUGCCGAGGACGGCGGGGCCGGAGCUGACGUCGUUCGCGGAGAAGAUGUUGCCGAGUCGGGAUGCGCCGGUGUUGAGUCAGGUGCAGGAGAGGGGGGAGAAGGAGGAGUUGGAACAGGCGGAGAUGGCUGAACCACAGCAGCCGAGAAGGAACUCGGAUUCGGCGACGACGAGGCCGGAUGUGACGAUCGUGCCCGCUUCGCCUUCGUCGCCUGUUGCACCACCACAGACGCCGAGUGCGGGAGCGACGCUGGUGAGGAAGUUUGGGAGCUUGCUCGUUGGGGGUGGGGGCGGCGGUGCGGGAGGCGGGAGUGUGAGGGAGGGUAAAGGGCAUCAUCAGCCUGGGAGGCGGACGAGCAUUCUGGGAGGGUUUGGGGCGGGAUCGCCCAGGCCUUCGACGGAGGUGGAGGGUGGGGCGGAGAGGAGGGAGGAGGCCAUGAGGGCUGGGGAGAAGGAGAGGACGAAUCUCGCGGAGACGCCGGUGACGACGAAUGGGACGGAGGCCCAGAACCUGAAUAUGAACGAGAAGCAUGCGCAAAUGGGCUCCGCCGUCCCCGUGGUGUCGGAGACGCCAGCGACGCCGGUCGAGAAGCUGAAGAAGGAGGCAGGAGAUAUCAGGAGAAGCUCGAGUAUGAGCACUAAUAAUAGCGGGACGGCGACGGGGCAUCUGCAGGCGACGGCGGGGCUGGGACAUAGUCAGACGAUAUCGGGCGGACAUACGCAUAGGAGGGCGGCGACGAUAUUGGACCCUGCGGCGAGGGCGACGAGGCACGAGAGGAGGAGCAGCACGGGGGCGUCGAUCUUGCCUGGGGGGACGAUGGGGAGACAUAGGAGACCGUCGACGGGGAAUGGGACGUUUAGCGGACGGGGGCCGGCGGGGAGGUUUGGGAGGACGGAUGAGGAGGAGCCGGGGGAUGAGGAUGAGGAUGAGAUGGAGGCGAAUGAGCAGGGGAGGAUGAAUGGGCAUGAUGAAGACGACAGGAGCGGGACGGAGAAGGACUUCAAGCCUGUGUUCUUGAAGGGAUUGUUCAGUGUGGCGACGACUUCCACGAAGCCACCGUCUGCGAUCAAGUCAGACAUACGGCGAGUAUUGGAUCGGAUGCAGGUCCAGUACCGCGAGACGAAGACGGGCUUCGAGUGCAUCCAUCUACCUUCCAUCGACAUCUCGUCCGUGCAGCCGGAUCCAAGUGCCACGCCUACAGUACGAGGACGCCAUCGCAAACAAGGCUCGGGCGGCUCGACCGAAUCCAGUCCAGCCAAGUCCGUCGUUCGCAAGGCGUCAAAGCUGUCGUUCGGGGUGGGAAGGAAGGAUAAGGACGGUGGCUCGCAGAGGGAGAAGGAGCUUCCCGGUCGACCAUCAGGUGGGACAACCUUCACACAGACGCCGAGUAGCGGCUCAUCGUCGUUCUUCAAUGUCUCGUCCACUACGCAUACAGUCACUGGCGACGAGCCAUCCCAGCAUCAGCAGAGAAGGGCAACUAUGGACGAUGCGGCGACGACGUCAACCGGUCUGCCGGACGAUAUCCCGCGGUCGCAGUCGCCGGCUGCGAUUAAGACUCUCCCGCCUAUACCACGCGAUAUGGCGUCGACUCCGACGCCGUCGUUGUUUAUGCCUACGGGCGAGGUGAACAGGGAGUUGUUCGAGCAUAUGGGUGAGAAUACCUUGUCCGUUAGGUUUGAAAUUAAUAUCGUCAAGGUCCCUUGGCUGCCAUUACACGGUAUCCAGUUCCGACGAGCAAGUGGUGACGGGUGGCAGUACCAAAUGCUGGCUCGUCGGGUACUCACCGAAUUGAAACUAUGACGAACGCUCCCUAUCUUCGCUUCCCCGUUUGUGCUCCCAAAUAUAAAUCUACAUUACCUUUUUAUUCUCCUCUUUGUCAAUCGUGCGUCUGCGUCUACGGUCUCUCAUUCCUUCCAUCUCGUCCUCUCCUGAUCUUUGUUUAUUCCCCUCUCUCUUCUGCCUACCCGUUACUGCGAUAUUAUAACUCGUCUCUUUCACUCUCACUCUCGUGCUCUCUGACGGCAACACAAACAACGUAUAGUACAUACCACCAACUCAGCUUAGGAUCCUGACUUACUAGUAUUCCCCUCUCUUUCUGUUCUUCGCUCUCUCUUUUCUUUCUUCUUUCUUCUCACUUCGUUUUCCUACACCCUCGUUCCACCUCUGUUUCUG
This is a messenger RNA of Stereum hirsutum FP-91666 SS1, 4804 nucleotides long. RefSeq names its product Pkinase-domain-containing protein. Gene Ontology annotation, biological process: microtubule cytoskeleton organization; intracellular signal transduction; protein phosphorylation. Lineage: Eukaryota; Fungi; Basidiomycota; Agaricomycetes; Russulales; Stereaceae. Gene Ontology annotation, molecular function: protein serine/threonine kinase activity; tau-protein kinase activity; ATP binding. The record is from RefSeq and is a predicted model, not a curated record. Bases 77 to 4432 code for a protein of 1451 amino acids. The transcript has 6 exons. Gene Ontology annotation, cellular component: cytoplasm.